This is a messenger RNA of Leucoraja erinaceus (little skate), 4301 nucleotides long. RefSeq names its product lanosterol synthase (2,3-oxidosqualene-lanosterol cyclase) (gene lss). Gene Ontology annotation, cellular component: lipid droplet. The record is from RefSeq and is a predicted model, not a curated record. Gene Ontology annotation, biological process: triterpenoid biosynthetic process; cholesterol biosynthetic process. Gene Ontology annotation, molecular function: lanosterol synthase activity. Bases 135 to 2348 code for a protein of 737 amino acids. The transcript has 22 exons. NCBI's taxonomy places the organism in Eukaryota, Metazoa, Chordata, Chondrichthyes, Rajiformes, Rajidae.
GAAGCCCGACAGGCUCGCUGUCAGAUUGGCCCCGGCUCAUCGGCUCAUGAUCAGCUGGUCUGCGCGCGACCGCUCCAUCAGCUGGAGACACGCGACCAAAGAUACUAGCUCCUCUAUAAUCUUUGCGCGCAACGAUGGAGGCUGCCGAGCGGGGGUGUUUGCGCCGACGAGGUGGGCCUUAUAAAACUGAGCCAGCUACAGACCUGACACAAUGGCGACUGGCUAAUGUUGAGGGCAGGCAGACGUGGAGUUACAUUGACUAUAGAGAAGCGGAAAGCAGAUCACAAACAAUGCUGGAGCUGCACUCAUUGGGACUCGAUACCAGUAAAUUUGCCAAAGAUUUGGGAGUUGCUGGUUCUCCGCAUGAGGCAGCUCACCAUGGAAUGACAUUUUAUGCACAACUACAGGCUGAGGAUGGACAUUGGGCUGGAGACUAUGGUGGACCUCUCUUCCUUCUACCAGGUCUACUUAUUACAUGUCAUGCAGCAAAGAUACCACUGUCAGACUUCCAGAGAAAGGAAAUGAUCCGAUAUCUGCGCUCUGUGCAGCUCCCGGAUGGAGGCUGGGGAUUGCAUGUGGAGGACAAGUCGACAGUGUUUGGAACAGCACUGAAUUACACAGCCUUACGAAUCCUGGGAAUUGGUCCAGAUGACCCUGACCUGGUGCGAGCAAGAAAUAACCUGCACAAUAAAGGUGGUGCAACUGGAAUUCCAUCUUGGGGCAAGUUCUGGUUGGCUAUCCUUAAUGUCUACAGCUGGGAGGGGAUGAAUACUCUGUUUCCUGAGAUGUGGCUCUUCCCGCGAUGGGUUCCGGCUCACCCCUCCGCCCUGUGGUGUCACUGUCGUCAAGUCUACCUCCCCAUGAGUUACUGCUACGCCGAACGUCUCACAGCACAGGAGGACGACCUAAUCCUCAGUUUGCGCCAGGAGCUCUAUGUUAAGGAUUAUAAAUCCAUCGACUGGCCUGCCCAGCGAAACAAUGUGGCAGCCUGUGACCUGUACACACCUCAAAGCAAGCUCCUCACUGUUGCAUACGCUAUACUAAAUGUGUACGAGGAUUUGCACAGCACAAGCUUGAGGAAGCGGGCAGUCGAAGAACUCUAUGACCACAUCGUGGCUGAUGACAGAUUCACUAAGUGCAUUAGUAUUGGGCCGAUUUCCAAGACAAUCAAUAUGUUAGUUCGCUGGCACAUGGAGGGGUCCAAGUCCUCUGGUUUCCAGGAACAUGUUUCUCGCAUCCCAGAUUAUCUCUGGCUUGGCCUUGAUGGACUGAAAAUGCAGGGUACCAACGGAUCCCAGUUGUGGGAUACAGCAUUUACAGUCCAGGCCUUCCUUGAGGCAGAUGCACAGAAUAUCCCAGAAUUCACUGCUUGCCUUAAAAAUGCCCACAACUACUUCAACAUCACACAGGUCCGUGACAAUCCUCCUGAUUAUGACAAGUAUUACCGUCAGAUGAAUAAGGGUGGUUUCUCGUUUAGUACCCGUGACUGUGGCUGGAUUGUUGCGGAUUGUACAGCAGAAGGCUUGAAGUCAAUAAUGUUGCUGCAGGAAAAGUGUCCCUUCAUAACUGAGAACAUUUCUGACGAGCGACUAUUUGACGCUGUCAAUGUGCUGCUCAACAUGAGAAAUCCAGAUGGAGGAUUUGCCACCUACGAAACGAAGCGUGGAGGGCGUCUCUUGGAGCUCCUGAACCCAUCACAGGUUUUUGGUGACAUAAUGAUUGACUACACAUAUGUUGAAUGCACAUCUGCAGUAAUGCAGGCACUGAAGCAUUUCCAAGAGAAAUUCUCACAUCACAGAGCGAGUGAGAUCCAAGAUACAUUGGAAAAGGGUCUGAAAUACUGCCGCAAGAUGCAGAACUCGGAUGGAUCAUGGGAAGGGAGCUGGGGAGUGUGUUUCACUUAUGGGACAUGGUUUGCCCUGGAGGCCUUUGCCUGCAUGGGGCAUACUUAUCAGAAAGGGGCUGCAUGCAAGGCUGUGACACGGGCCUGCGAGUUCCUGCUCUCCAAACAGAUGGAAGAUGGAGGUUGGGGUGAAGAUUUUGAAUCAUGCAAGCAAAGGAAGUAUGUGCAGAGUGCAAGGUCCCAGGUUCAUAAUACCUGUUGGGCUGUGUUGGGAUUAAUGGCAGCCAGGUACCCUGGCACACGAGCAAUAGACCGAGGGAUUAAAUUGCUGAUGGAACAGCAGUUGCCAAAUGGGGAUUGGCCUCAGGAGAACAUUGCCGGUGUUUUUAAUAAGACCUGCGCGAUCAGUUAUACUUCUUACAGAAACAUCUUCCCUAUAUGGACUCUCGGCCGCUUUGCUAGGAUUUUCCCAGGCUGUGCUGAGAUCGGCAGGCUGGACCUCUGAGGAUACAAGUGUCAAUAAGUGUGUCUAAAGCCACUGUGAUGGUGGAACACAGAAAACAGAAUUAUGCGGUCAGAUUAACUUUAGAACAUAGAACAGUGGAAUCAGUGCUUUGGCCCCCAAUGUUUGUGAAGAAUAUGAUGCCUAAUUAAAGUGAUCACAUGUGGGUAUACAUAAUCCAUAUUUCUCUAUUACCUGCACUUCCAUGUGUCUUCCUAAAAGUAUCUAUUGUGUUGCCUCCACCACCACCCCUGACAAUGCAUUCCAGGCUCCCACUACAUUCUGUGUAAAAAUACAUGCCUUUCACAUCUCCACUAAACUUUCACCCUCUCACCUUAUUGUCUUGCACUCUAAUGUUGGACAUUUACACCCUGAGAAAAGGAUCUAACUACCCUAUCUAUUCCAAAUAAUUUUAUAUAGCUAUCAAGCUCUGAUAUUAUAGAGAAAACAAUCCAAGGCCACCCAACUCUGUAGCUCAGACCCUCUAAUCCAGCCAGCAUCCGGUAAACCUCCUCUGCAUGCUCUCCAAAGCUUCCACAUCUUUCCUGAAAUGGAGUGACCAAAACUGCACAUAUUAUUCCAGAUGUGACCUUCAGUGAGCUAUGAAUUUGAAAUCCAAGAUCCCAAUGAUGUUACGGAUCUUGCCAUUAACUGUAUACUCUCUUCUUAUAUUCACCCAUUUCUGCAGCUGACCUAUAUUGCACUAUACCUUCUGACAGCAUUCCUCACUGUCUGCAACUCCUCCAAUUUUGGUGUUGUCAGCAAACUUACACACCAACCCCUCUACAUUUAUGCCUAAAUGUUUAAGAAGGAACUGCAGAUGCUGGAAAAUCGAAGGUAGACAGAAAUGCUGGAGAAACUCAGCGGGUGAGGCAGCAUCUAUGGAGUGAAGGAAAUAGGCAACGUUUCGGGUUGAGACCCUUCUUCUGAUGUGAGGUUGGGCGGGGGUGCGGGAAGAAGAAAGGAAGAGGUGGAGACAGUGGGCUGAGGGUGAGUUGAGAAGGUGAGGAGAAGUUAAAAGCUUAGGGAUUUUCCUCAAUGCAUCUGACAUUUCAUGGCCUUUUUUGGCCCUUCUAAUUGCCCGCUUGAGCUCUUUCCUACUCACUGAAUAUUCCUCAUAAGCCCCGUGUAAUGCUACCUCCUUAAACAUGACAUACGCUUCCUUUUUCUUCCUUACCAACCUUGGUCAUCCACGGUUCCCUACCUUCCCAUCUUUAUCCAACCUUCUUACUGGAAUAUGCUGAUACUGCACUUUGAUCAGCUGGCCUUUAAACCUCUUCCACAUGUCAUCUGUUGACGUACCCAAUAACAACUGUUCCCCAGAGCUGCCAAGUAGUAUGGAUUUUCCGUAUUCUGUACGGAAAUGUGAUUAAAAUACGGAUGUACGGUUUUGGGUUGUUAAAUACGGAUUUUAUACACGGAGCAGUUCAGUCUGAAAAAGGGUCUCGACCAGAAACGUCAUCCAUUCCUUCUCUCCAGGCUGCCUGUCCUGCUCCAGGUUUAAACAGAGCGCUGUCAGUUUAACGCGUGGGAAUUUAAACAAAGAGCUGUCGACUACAGCGCUAUAGGUUCUAAAAUUAACGCCACCAGCUGGAGCGCUAUGGGCUUUACCAGGUGCAUAUAGAUGAAUCUUGAUUACAUUCUAUUGACUGUAUUGUAUUAUAUGUCCAAGGAUGAAAAAGUUCAGUGGAUAUUGACCUUCAAGACCUUUUUUCCAUUUAUUUCAUGGCAAAUGGCCAGCCAUUCUGGAAGAUGGGGUGAAAAGGAAAUUCUUGGAGCAAGAGAACAAUAAGGACAUGGUUCACAAUGUGUUGUUUUAUACGUGCGUUCAUACUGAUCAUGUAUUUGCAAGUUGGGUUUAUUUAAGCUGUAUGUAUCAGUGCGUGAACCAUCAUAGUUUUGUGUCAGCUUUGGAAUUCACUUCAACCUCUAAAUAUAUUAAAUGAAGGAAAGGUA